Messenger RNA from Plasmopara halstedii, 342 nucleotides. RefSeq lists its product as uncharacterized. The record is from RefSeq and is a predicted model, not a curated record. Bases 1 to 342 code for a protein of 113 amino acids. The transcript has a single exon. Lineage: Eukaryota; Oomycota; Peronosporomycetes; Peronosporales; Peronosporaceae.
AUGGUAUUUCGCAAUAGGUUUUUCGCAAUAAGCAUUGCAGCUAUUCGGACAAUCCCGUGUCCUGCACCAAGUCUCUUUCAGUUAUAUGCUGACACUCCAAGCGCUUAUAACAAUGUGGAUCACGACUCAGCAAAGUUUCCAUAUGUACAAAAAUGCGACUGCUUGAUUCGGUCAUUUCACGGCUCAUUGUGUUACAGCAUCGCUAUACCUGUCUCGAAUCCAAAUUGGAACCAGGCAGCUCUCUGCGCUGUUGAAUUUCUUAAAUUUGACAAGAAGGAUCAUACGUAUUUUGGCAUCCUGAAAUUGCAUAGAUCUACAUAUAUGUUAAGCAUACUCAGCUGA